Messenger RNA from Perca flavescens (yellow perch), 1618 nucleotides. RefSeq names its product cholinergic receptor, muscarinic 2a (gene chrm2a). Gene Ontology annotation, cellular component: dendrite; plasma membrane; synapse. NCBI's taxonomy places the organism in Eukaryota, Metazoa, Chordata, Actinopteri, Perciformes, Percidae. The coding region runs from base 104 to 1618 and encodes 504 amino acids. The record is from RefSeq and is a predicted model, not a curated record. Gene Ontology annotation, molecular function: G protein-coupled serotonin receptor activity; G protein-coupled acetylcholine receptor activity. The transcript has 2 exons. Gene Ontology annotation, biological process: adenylate cyclase-inhibiting G protein-coupled acetylcholine receptor signaling pathway; G protein-coupled receptor signaling pathway, coupled to cyclic nucleotide second messenger; regulation of smooth muscle contraction.
ACACACUCUUUGAGUAUGCCAUCCAAUUGCAAGAAAACCCAACGGACUGCUUAGCACCCGCUGUUCCAUCUGAGUAGGAGGUGGCAACAAAAGACCAAAUGCCAUGGAUGUAUUCAAUUUCACGUACUGGAAUGCCUCUGAAGGCAAUGACACAGAAGUUGUGGAAGAGAGUAAAAGCCCCUACAAGACUGUGGAGGUGGUGUUCAUCGUGUUGGUGGCCGGUUCCCUCAGUUUGGUUACAGUUAUUGGAAAUAUCCUGGUCAUGCUUUCCAUCAAAGUUAAUAGGAACUUACAGACCGUCAACAACUAUUUUUUAUUCAGCCUUGCAUGUGCUGACCUAAUUAUUGGACUUUGCUCUAUGAACUUGUACACAGUCUACAUAGUAAUGGGGUACUGGCCCCUGGGCCCGGUGGUGUGUGACUUGUGGUUAGCCUUGGACUAUGUCGUCAGCAAUGCAUCUGUCAUGAAUCUUCUCAUCAUAAGCUUUGACAGAUAUUUCUGUGUCACCAAGCCUCUCAGCUACCCUGUCAGAAGGACCACCAAGAUGGCAGGAAUGAUGAUUGCAGCAGCAUGGGUCCUGUCUUUCAUUCUCUGGGCACCAGCCAUUCUCUUCUGGCAGUUCAUUGUUGGUGGGCGGACAGUGCCUGAGAAGGAGUGCUACAUCCAGUUCUUCUCUAAUGCCGCAGUCACUUUUGGCACUGCCAUCGCCGCCUUUUACCUGCCUGUCAUCAUUAUGAUUCAGCUCUAUUGGCAGAUCUCCAGAGCGAGCAAGAGCCGUGUGAAGAAGGAUAACCGCAAGCCGUCAGGAGCCAAUCCAGAGCCCCUGUCGCCUGGCCAGAGAAGGAUAAACACACCAAAACCCAACAAUAACAACGUUCCAGGGGAGGACACAGCUCGUUCUCAGAGCCAGAAUGCUGAUGGAGCUAACAAGCAUGACCAGCAUGAUGGAAAACUGCAAAAUGGCAAGGGACCUUCCUCGACAUCUGCUGAGGGAGAAGCCGAAGGUGACGACGUGGCAAAGGAGAACUGCACUCCUGGAGAGGAGAAGGAGAGCUCCAAUGAUUCAACAUCUGGCAGCGUGCCUGCGUCGAUUCAAAAGGAUGAGGAGGCGGCACCAUCCGCCGCUAACUCCAGUGCCGAGACAACCCAGCCACUCCCACGUCAGCGAGCCAAGGCAGGGGGCUCCAAGCUGACCUGCAUCAAGAUCAAGACUAAAUCGCCCAAGGGUGACUGCUACACGCCAUCCAACACUACUGUUGAGAUCGUCCCAGCCACAGAGCGGCAGAAUCACGUGACACGGAAGAUUGUGAAGAUGACAAAGCAACCUCCCAACAAGAAGAAGAAAAUGCCGCCUUCACGGGAGAAAAAAGUUACCCGCACCAUAAUGGCCAUCCUGGUAGCUUUUGUUGCCACCUGGACUCCUUAUAAUGUGAUGGUGCUUAUUAACACCUUCUGCUCCAGCUGUAUCCCCAACACAGUGUGGACUAUUGGCUACUGGCUGUGCUACAUCAACAGCACCAUCAACCCGGCCUGCUACGCUUUGUGCAAUGUCACAUUUAAAAAGACAUUCAAACAUCUUCUUCUCUGCCAAUAUAAAAAUAUCAGGUCAGCCAGAUAA